AUGCCAUCAAUCCCUAUUCCCAGAGGACGUCGUCGUAGUCAGCGCCAGUCCAAUCGUCGAACUUUGCAAGAUUCUGAAGAUAACUCGAACCAUCAAGCAGAAUUUUCGAAAGGAAAGAAGAGGAAAAAGGACUCGUGUGUAGUUUCAGAUGAUCUGCCAGCACGCCCAACAGGGCCGAGGGAGUCUCUCGAAGAAGUGGGCGUCCACGUCGGUCAGAAGACAUCCCGGGAGCGGCUCCUGGAACUCCUAGCCCAGCGUGUCAAGCCUAAGAAGCCUCGGCUGGACAAGAAAACACCAAAAGCUAUCCGUCCAAAGAACACUUCAAGCCAAUUCAAUCAGGACAAACAUAGAAACAACAGUACACCUACUUCGGAAACUCUCAAGACUCCGCAACAGGAAAUAGAAACAGUUACGUAUUCGGUCUUUCAUGAGUCUCAGCUUGUCAACAUGCUACAUGAUGUGGGGAUGGAUACACGGGGACUCGACAAGGAUGCGCUUGUCAAAGCUUGCAGGACAUACCAUGAUUUGACAGUUACAAUUCCUGAAUUCUCAAUUGACAUACCUCAAGCUAGUUCUUCGAAAUCAAAAACUGGAGUAUCUGCGUCCAAGGAUCUUCCGAGUCUUGAACACAGGCGUUUUGCUUUUCCUCGGCCGAGACCAACUUUACCAUUAGUGGAGACCACGAGAUCAGAACACCAAAAAGGUAAGGGGAAGGCGGUCGCAUCCGACACGGACGAUGAUUGGGUACAACCAAGUGAUCAAGAAAUGUCGGACUUUUUGGAAGAUGAUGUGGAAGUGAAAGAUCCAAAAACCAACUCUUCUAAAGAUAAAGGUGCAGAAGCAACUAUUCCGGGUGGCGUAAAUCAGAAUAGAACCGGCAGUAGUCCAGGGACAGAGUCAGCCACUUCCGAUCAAAGCAAAUUAAUCACUUGGUUGAAAACAACACUGCUAGAUACUCAAGAUCGAGUCGAAGAACUUGAAAGCAGUUAUCGAAUUCUAUCCGGUCUGGUCAAGAGAUUGGUUAAAGAUCGUGAUAAUGACAAGAAAGAAGAUAUAAAUACAUGCGGUGGGCGAGUUGCGGCACGUCUCAGGUUUCAUGUUGAAACUCUCUUAGGGACCGAGAAAACUAAAGCCCUACCACGGCCUGCAAGCUCAGAGGAUCAUAGUACAUGGAAGGCUGAUAGACCCUUGGAUGAUGUUGAAUUUCUCUUAGAUCUUGAAUCAACCCCGAAUAACGUGCAAGAAGAGGAUCCUUGCUUCCCAUUCAAAGACGGACCAGGCCACUCAAACGCAUCCCCUCAACAACUGUCAAUCAUGUGGCAGAUGAUGAAAUCUGUUGGUGUGAUGAGCUUUCGACCUGAUUUCUCUAAAGCUGCUUCAUCAAAGUAUAACAAGUGGCUAUGGGACCUUGCACUUAAAAUAUUUGUCAAGCUUGCAGAAUGUGGAGAAUACACGGGGAUUCCACUUGAUGCAGCAGGAAUUUUGGUGAUUAAAAAGAAUCUAGCAACACAUAUACAAACGCUUAUGAAGAGGUAUCGUCAAGAAAACUGGGACGCUGCACGGAAGAAAAAAGCAGCAGAUGAAGUCAGAAGAGCUACAAGGAUGCGAAAUCUGAAAUCACUGCGAGAGCGUGUAGCUCUCUCUAGACAAAGCUUGUGGCCACUUGCUGCCUUGAUGGUUGCCGCUUGUAGUGAUGAUGAGACAGAAGACGAAGAAGUUAUGGAACUGAGCGAAAAUUUGCGCUACAGCCGACCACGCCACGUAAGAAGGCUCCAGUGGCGCAGCUCCGACCUCGAAAUGGUCUGUUCUCGUGUUGACGAAUACAAAGUCAAGAUUGAUAGUAGCAUACCUGGGUUUUCGCCUGGUCAAAGAGGCCGUCGCCCACGAGAGCGUCUUCGGAGUCAGGAUGGACCUGUAAGUAGAAUCGAGGCACCUGUAGGACUGCCAGUGGAUUGUUAUUCAGAAGAAUGGUUGAAUAGAUUGUCGGCCUUGGAGCGAAAUCAGCUGGAAAUACAUCCAAUACCCAUUCUGCACAAGAUGAUUGAAGCUCUCGACUCUCUCAUUUGA
Molecule: messenger RNA, 2067 nt
Organism: Melampsora larici-populina 98AG31
Lineage: Eukaryota; Fungi; Basidiomycota; Pucciniomycetes; Pucciniales; Melampsoraceae
Exons: 8
Coding region: 1-2067 (688 amino acids)
Source: RefSeq, a predicted model, not a curated record